AUGAGUAAUAUUGUCUAUGGUGAUAAAAAUGUUGCAGUUCCACACCACGUACAUUUUGGAAAAUACCUUCUUGAAAAUCUAAAAAAAGAAAAAAGCAAUAUCGCUUUGAUAAACGCGGAGAACGGAGAAAAAUUAACUUACAAGGAGUUCACUCAAUACGCUGUCAAUCUGGCAAAUAAACUAAUGAAAUUGGGAAUUGGAAGAGGAGAUGUUGUAGCAGUUGGUUCCGAGAAGCGAAACUAUCUCGGACCCACUUUAGUUGCUAUUCUACUAACCGGAGCAGCUUAUACGGCUUACGACUUGCAAACUGGCAAAUCUGCACUGGCUCACAAAUUGACAGUAGCUCAACCGAACUAUUUCAUAAUGUCCGAAUCAUUCUGGGAAAGAUACAGCAAACUUUUACUAUCGUUUGACGCUAUAAAAUCUUUUUUUACGCUGGAUAUUGAACCUAAAUCGGCAAUUUCGAUACAAUUGCUUGUGAAGGAUGAUAUUGACAUUGAUACCUUUGAACCGGCUGAAGUAGAUGGAGAAAACGAUGUGGCAAUAAUACUAUACUCUUCGGGGACAACUGGUUUACCAAAAGGCGUCUUAUUAACACACUUGAACAGUAUCGUAAACGUUGUUCCAUAUAGCUUGGAUUUAAAUGUUAUAAACACAAUAUACACUUGUGGGGAGUGGUACCAUAAUUACGAUACAUUUUCCGCAUAUAAAUUCCUAUGUUUGGGAAAGACCGUAGUAUAUCUAUGCGAUGUUACUUCGGAGAAAAUUUUGAAAUGCAUCGAUCAAUACAAGAUUAAUAUGGCUAUGUUGAUACCAUAUUUUAUAGUCGGCCUUGGAAAAGUAUUGGAUAGCAAAAAAUACAAUUUGGAUUCGCUUAAAAUUAUCUAUAGCCGCUCAGCACCCCUUCACAAUAAGACGAUAGAAAAUAUCAAGCAAAGGUUCCCGGGAGUACAAGAGAUUUUCCAAGGAUACGGUAUGACAGAAUGUGGCGAGCUGUCGUCAGAAAUAUGGGGUACGAAAGGCGCAAAACCAGGCAGUGUUGGAAUGGCAUCGCCUGGUCUUGUAUUAAAGAUUUCAGACCCGAAAACGGGAAAAACUCUGGGACCAAAUGAGAGAGGCGAGAUUCGGUCAAGUGGACGCGUCCUUAUGAAUGGUUACAUUAGAAUCGAUCGUGAUACAUACUUAGAUGAAGACGGUUUUCUUAAAACUGGAGACUUGGGCUAUUACGAUGAAGACAAGUAUUUUUAUAUUGUGGACAGGAUUAAAGAUAUAUUGUGUUACAAUGGUGAUCAGGUACCACCUCUAGAGUUAGAGACGAUCCUCGAACUACAUCCAGGAGUAUUAGAAGCGGCUGUCGUUGGAAAAGAUGAUGAGGUACAUGGUGACAUCCCCACUGCAUUUGUUGUUAGACAGGCUGAUUCUAAUGUCACAGAGGAGGAACUAAUUAACUAUGUUGCAGCUGAAGUUCCCCCAUUCAUGCAUUUGGCCGGUGGAGUCAAGUUUAUAACAAAACUACCAAGAAAUCCGCGAGGGAAAAUUCUACGACGCGAAUUGAAGAAUUUAUUGAAUAAAUAA
Molecule: messenger RNA, 1575 nt
Organism: Leptosia nina
Lineage: Eukaryota; Metazoa; Arthropoda; Insecta; Lepidoptera; Pieridae
Source: the annotation of a GenBank genome assembly